Messenger RNA from Cylicocyclus nassatus, 1291 nucleotides. NCBI's taxonomy places the organism in Eukaryota, Metazoa, Nematoda, Chromadorea, Rhabditida, Strongylidae. The record is from the annotation of a GenBank genome assembly.
GGGUAAACCACUAAAAUGACUUCAUUCGGCAAUGCGGCAGUUGAUAUUGAUAUCGUAAGUGAUCUUCCAUCCGUUCAUCGUUUGGAGCAAGAAAUUGCCGCUAAACAACAUGCUCAUCGAAAUCCACCGGAUGAGCUUUCCGGAAAUAUUGCCGGCAUGGGUGGUCCCUCCAGACCUCGGCCUAUGCAAGAAGUAGGGUUGAAUGAUGAACUUGAUACCCUCGACGAGCCUGUGUGGGACACCGUGAAACGUGACUUACGCACUGUUGGCCUCAAAUUUGGGCACGUCAUAUUUCCUACGCCAGAUAAACAGCAACUUUUGAGAGAUUGGGAUCUUUGGGGCCCAUUAUUCAUAUGCGUCGGUUUGUCGUUGUUGCUCCAGCACAAUCAUCCUGAUGGGUCAGCUCCGCAGUUCACUCAAGUAUUUGCAAUAACAUUUUUUGGAUCGAUAGUCGUCACCAUCAACAUCAAGUUGCUUGGAGGCCAAAUAUCGUUCUUCCAAUCACUUUGUGUAAUUGGAUAUUGUUUGCUGCCACCGUUAGUAGCCGCUCUUGUCUGUUCUACGCUUCUCUAUGGAAAACUAUUCGUUCUACGACUUGUUAUUACGGCUGUCGGUUUCUGCUGGUCUACUUUUGCCGCAAUGGGAUUCUUGUCUGGGUGCCAACCUGAGAAGAAGCGGCUGCUCGUUAUCUAUCCCAUAUUUCUCUUCUAUUUCGUCGUUAGCUGGAUGAUCCUUACGAACUCCCGUUAGCUGGUUGAUCCUUACGAACUCAUACUGGCAUAGAUGAUGAUUGUUAGCAAAUAUAACAGCCAGCGCUAUUUGACUAAUCAGACUUACGCUCAAAAGCUCAUAAAUGUUAAGAAUCAUAUGUAGUCCCUUCAUGGCUUUUUUCUUUGUUUCUCACUAAGCUGAAUUUUGCAAAAGUGUUGUUGUUUAUUUCUGAUCGCUGAGUUUUAUGGGCGUAAAGCGUAAUCAUAUCAGAACGCUUUAACUCUCCGCCCGGUGCGGGUAAUCAUGAAGCUAUUUUGACUCUAUCAAGCGUGCCUAUCAUCAGUUCUAUAAUUUAGUUAGUGAAGAACCAGUCCAGAAUUCCCAAGAUAUAAACUGUGAUUUUUCUGCUGAGGUAGUACGUGGUCGUGAAUGUGUAUAUAUUCGGUGGUGUUUUCUAUUUUACUACGCAUUGUAUGCAUCAUAAAUUGUAUUGUACUCUUAAUUCCGAGCUGAAUUUUUGACAUCUGAAGUUAUGCACGUGGAUUCUUGACUUUAUGUGAAAUGAAGCAUAGCAUCCGUA